GAGCAGCGCGCGUGAGGCAGAGCGAGGGUUCCUCCUCGCGGCGGUAACCGUGAACGGCUGAGUUCGGAGCAGCGAAGGAGCUGAAGAGGAAAACUGAAGAAAAUAAAAAAAACAGACUGAAAUAUGGUGACGUUCACUCCGCUGGCGCACAAAUUACUGAGCUAUGUCCCCUUUGUGCUGGUUCUGCUGGAUCUCCGGUACGAAGGAGUGAUCUGUGGAAAGGACAACAGCAUUGAGCAGCAUCUGGAGAUGGGGAAGAAGCUGCUUGCUGCCGGACAGUUGGCCGAUGCUCUGUCUCAUUUCCAUGCAGCUGUUGAUGGAGACCCUAAGAACUACAUGGCUUACUACAGGAGAGCCACUGUAUACCUGGCCAUGGGAAAGUCCAAAUCUGCUCUGCCGGACCUCAGCAAAGUCAUCGAGCUCAAACCUGAUUUCACAUCAGCCAGACUUCAGAGGGGGAACCUGCUACUGAAGCAAGGGAAGCUCGACGAAGCUGAGAGUGAUUUCAAGAAAGUGCUGAAAUCCAGCCCCAGCAGCAGAGAGGAACAGGAAGCCCAAAGCCAGUUGAAGAAAUCGGAUGAAAUCCAACGAUUGGUGACCCAGGCACAGAGCGAUUUCAGCCGCAAGGAUUACAGCUCAGCAGUGACGCACCUGGAUAAAAUCAUCGAUACGUGUCAGUGGGAUGUGGACUCCAGGGAAAUGCGUGCCGAGUGCUUCAUUCAGCUGGGUGAGAUGGGCAAAGCCAUCAGUGACCUCAAAGCAACCUCCAAGCUGAGGAACGACAACACUCAAGCCUUCUACAAGCUGAGCACCAUCUAUUAUAACCUGGGAGACCAUGAGAUGUCCCUUAACGAGGUGCGAGAGUGUCUAAAAUUGGACCCCGAUCACAAGCAGUGCUUCAGCCACUACAAACAGGUGAAGAAGCUCAACAAACAGAUCAUGUCAGCUGAGGAACUCAUCCAGCAGCAGAGGUAUGGAGAUGCAGUGAGUAAAUACGAGACAGUUAUGAAGACGGAGCCGAAUGUGCCUCAGUACACGCUUCAUGCCAAAGAGCGUAUCUGCCACUGCCUUUCAAUGGAUCAGCAGGGUGCUAAAGCCAUCCCAGUGUGCAGCGAGGUUCUCAACUCAGACCCACAGAAUGUAAACGCUCUAAAAGACAGGGCAGAAGCCUACCUCCAAGACGAGCAAUAUGAAGAAGCAAUUAAGGACUUUGAGAGUGCGAAGGAGCACAGCGAUGACCGUCAGAUAAAGGAGGGGCUGGAGAGAGCACAGCGGCUCCUCAAACAGUCGCAGAAGAGAGACUACUACAAGAUCCUGGGGGUGAAGAGGACGGCUCAGAAGAAGGAGAUCUUGAAAGCCUACAGGAAGCUGGCACAACAGUGGCACCCAGACAAUUUCCACGAUCCUGAAGACAAGAAAAAGGCUGAGAAGAAGUUCAUAGACAUUGCACAGGCCAAGGAAGUGCUCACUGAUCCAGAAAUGAGGAGUAAGUUUGACCAAGGUGAGGACCCCCUGGACCCUGAGAGCCAGCAAGGAGGAGGCCACCACCAUCCCUUCCAUGGCGGCUGGGAGAGUUUCCAAGGCUUUAACCCUUUCGGCUCUGGACCCUUUAACUUCAAAUUCAGCUUUAACUGAGGUGACCCAGGAGGACAUGAGUUCAGAUUGACCCGGUCUGGACGUGUGCUCGGCUGUUCCGAGAGAACUGGGACGUGCUGACACUAAUUGACACUAACUAGCCACAGAAUGCCGAUGUGGUAUUAAGACUCGUCCCAUUCUGUUUAAAAGGUCUACUUUGGCAGGGGGGGUGGAAGCCCCCUAACUUUUCUAAAGUGGCCCCAAGCCGUAUUAUUUGAAGCAACUCCUUCUUCAGGGAUCUUAUGAUUGAGAGUGUGUGGUUCAUUCCAAAGCAAGCACUGUGCACACAUGGUGACCUUUUCAUCCAUUCCUAUAAGACUAUUGUGUACAUAGGAAACGGCACUAUUUUUCUAUAAAUUAAAUAAGGCUGCAUUGUAAAUACUGAAAUAAAGAAAUCAUGGCUUAUUUAACUAA
Messenger RNA from Colossoma macropomum (tambaqui), 2049 nucleotides. RefSeq names its product DnaJ (Hsp40) homolog, subfamily C, member 3a (gene dnajc3a). NCBI's taxonomy places the organism in Eukaryota, Metazoa, Chordata, Actinopteri, Characiformes, Serrasalmidae. The transcript has 12 exons. Bases 124 to 1635 code for a protein of 503 amino acids. Gene Ontology annotation, cellular component: endoplasmic reticulum. The record is from RefSeq and is a predicted model, not a curated record. Gene Ontology annotation, biological process: protein folding in endoplasmic reticulum. Gene Ontology annotation, molecular function: protein-folding chaperone binding; misfolded protein binding.